UUAGGAUUGAUUGUCCAAGUAUUCGUAGGGGCAGGAAACGAAGAGAAAAAGAUGAUAUGCGACAGUAUUCCACGAGAGGAGAGAGGGUAGAUUCCGCCAGAAUCGCAAUAAAACGAUGGAAAUAUUGGAAUCGGCGCAAUAUGAUUCCGCGACGGGUCGCGAAAUGAAACGAAACAAUGUUUGCGUUGCGCGGAACGUCGGAUAUCCCACUCUCCUCUCAUCCUCAUCUCUCGUCCUCUCUCCUCUCUUCUCCCGUCGCGAACCGAGAUUUGUUAAUAUCGAGCGCGUUCUAGCUAGUACUGUGCCAAAAUGGCCGACGUUUAGUCGUCCCUUAGUUCGGAUUUAAGUCGCUUGCUUAUCUCUCGGUUGUUUACACUAUCGAGCUAUCUUUUCCUCUUCUCACUUGGCUUUGAACCCUCGUGUUUCACAUCCUACGCAUUUUGCGUUCCGCAAUUCAUGAUACAAAUUUAAUUUAAUAUUAUUUAAGAAAACAUAUUAUAUAAAAAGCUCAAGUAUAAUAGUGUUUUAUAAACAUGUUAUAAAUGAAAAAUUUUAUAAUUGCAGACGCGUAUAUUAAUCUGAAAUGAAAAUUCGCAUUUGUUUUGAUUUGUUUGUUAAAAGCAUACGGUAUACGUAUCGAUAAAAAGUAAAAUUGAAGUGUGUAAAGAGAUCAUGUACAAAUAUAUAAUUCCAAGUAGAUUUUCGCGGUAGACACUCGGUAGACACAUCAGACGACGUCGGUAGCAACUAAACAGCUGACUGUUCUAAAACCGCGCUUAAACAAGCAAACGAGGCCGCGAAACAGCGGCAGAUCAAUGCGCGUGUAGGAGACGUCGUUUGUACACGUGAAUAUAAUUGGCGUGGCUUAACUUCAAAUUAGACGAAAGUCGGUGCUUCCUUUGAGCGCAGAGCCGCCGCUGACGGCGCUCCGUUAGAAAGUUAAAGGAGGAUGUCCGCGGAAGCGACCACGGUGCUGCUGAAGAAGAGGGAGAGGACGCAGAACUGGAUCCCGGAGGAGAAAAGCGCCCUGUUUACUCUGAUCAAGCACCACGUGAACGCGAUCGAGAACAAGAAGAUCGACGCGGCCGCGUCCGCGAUGAAGUCCCUCGCCUGGCAACAGAUCUAUUGCGCAUUCCGCGGCAGAUUCUCGGCGGACCGGGACAUCACCAGGAUCAGAGAGCAAUGGCGACGGAUGAAGGCGCAAGCGAGAAUGGAGAUGUACACGUACGCCGAAAAGGUGCGAACUUUGGGACCGGAAGCGGCCGCCAAGUCCCAUCCGUCGAAUCUAUCGAUCGAGGUAUGGCGACUGAUGGAGAGCGUUCGUAGGAACGAUUGCGAGGCCGAUCGUUCGGACGAUAGUAGUCAGGACAAUGAAAAUUCGACAAAUCGAACGGCGAUACAUGCUAUCCUGGAUAAAUUGACGUUACCCGCUCCGGAAACGUCAGGACCGGGACACGAGAUUAAGAUCGAGGUCAACAGCGACACGGAGGACGAAAGCAGUCGCGGCGAGCUCGCGCGAAAACUGUCAUCGGAUGACAGCUUUCUGCCGCGGAAGCGUUCCAGGAUCGCGAUGACGGAGGACGAGCCCGUGGAUCUCGUCGAGCAAAAAACCGCCUGUCCCGACAGCGUAUCGACAUCUCGUAUCAUCGACGAUGCGACCGAACGCAACGACGCGAGGAACGAGUUAUCCUCCGCUUCCCUAGGUUGGAACGACUCGAUCUCGUCCGACAAGGACAAAUCGGUGCAGCGAGCCAUGUGGAUUUUCAAGUCUACGCAACGCGAGCACGAGAUCAAAUUGCGGAUGUUGCACAUCGAGCUGGAACGCGCGGAGUUGCAAAAACAGACGGCCAUUAACGAAUUGAAAACCUCGGAGAUCAAGAAGCAAUUGAUGGAAGAUCAGGCUGCCGAAUACUAUAGGUCGAGUCAUUCUCAUUUGGUUACAUUCAUAAGUGUAUUAAUUGUAAUUUGAAAUUAUAAUGACUAAAUGAUUGUUCCAACUUCUUGGUAAGUUUUAUCUUCAGGUAUAUCUUCGUGUCUUCUUUUAGAACUUAUCUGAAAAGAGACGAAAAUAUGCUACCUGUCGGAUAAAACUUGGCAAGAAAUUGAAAAAAUCAAGUUAUAGGACCGGUUGUUCCAACUUCUUGGUAAGUUUUACCUGACAGGUAGCAUUUCUUCGUCUCUUCUUUUAUAAUUUAUCUGAAAGAGACGAAGAUAUGCUACCUCUGUUGAGUAAAACUUAUCAAGAAAAAUCGGCCCUAAUAUAUUCAAAAAGAAAGGCUCUGCGUUUUGAAGUUGCGGUAGUCCGCGAUAUUCGCGGCGCCAGCAUCGUCACUAAGCGCGACUGAGGUUCACGUUCUAAGAAUAAACGUUUCGUUUAUGACGAGAGACCGCUACAAGUCCUUGUCGGUCUGCCAAGUUCUUACUAACGUCUAGCUGAUAUCAAGUAUUUCGU
Molecule: messenger RNA, 2452 nt
Organism: Nylanderia fulva
Lineage: Eukaryota; Metazoa; Arthropoda; Insecta; Hymenoptera; Formicidae
Source: RefSeq, a predicted model, not a curated record